Messenger RNA from Sardina pilchardus (European sardine), 2867 nucleotides. It is a transcript of the gene rngtt, whose product is annotated as RNA guanylyltransferase and 5'-phosphatase. NCBI's taxonomy places the organism in Eukaryota, Metazoa, Chordata, Actinopteri, Clupeiformes, Clupeidae. The record is from RefSeq and is a predicted model, not a curated record. The transcript is spliced from 16 exons. Gene Ontology annotation, molecular function: mRNA guanylyltransferase activity; ATP binding; protein tyrosine/serine/threonine phosphatase activity. Gene Ontology annotation, biological process: 7-methylguanosine mRNA capping; protein dephosphorylation. Bases 345 to 2141 code for a protein of 598 amino acids.
GAUUAAUAUGGUGAGUUGCAUUGUAGUUCAUUGGUAGACAUCGCAGAUGGCGAGUUAAGAAAGCAGGCAAACCGGCCUUAUUACUGAGGUUUAGGGUCAACAGAGCUGAAAAACAAAGAAGAACGAUAAUACUUUGCAUCGAAUACGUAGAAAAAUAGUAACGUUUAGCAAUCUGUUAUUUAUUUGACUAAAGAAUUAGAGGCCCAGACAGCGGACCACAGGAGAGCUACAGCCUGCGCUGUAGUACCCUCUCCGGUGGAGCAUCACACUGAUGCUGCUAGCCCACCUUUGGAUGUUUGCUUUAAUGUGAGCUUCUGCCUGUUGGACCUCAGAAGACCACCGAUAUGUCACAUACAGGACCACCUCCGCGAUGGCGGAAUUGUCCAAGAAGAGGACAGCCCAUAGCAGGAAAAUUCCUUCCCCUGAAAACGAUGUUGGGUCCUAGAUAUGAUGACCAAGUUCCUGAAGAAAACAGAUUUCAUCCAAGCAUGUUGUCUAACUAUCUGAAGAGCCUAAAGGUCAAAAUGGGAUUACUCAUCGACCUGACCAACACCACUCGGUUUUAUGACCGCAAUGACAUUGAAAAGGAGGGAAUCAAAUAUUUCAAACUGCAAUGCAGAGGCCAUGGCGAGUGCCCCUCAGCUGAGGUCACAGGGCUAUUUAUCCGGUGUUGUGAGCACUUCAUGGAGAGAAAUCCCACAGAACUGAUUGGUGUUCACUGCACACAUGGCUUCAACCGAACAGGUUUUCUCAUCUGUGCAUACCUGGUGGAGAAGAUGGAUUGGAGUGUUGAAGCGGCUGUUGCUGCUUUUGGCCAAUCCCGACCCCCUGGCAUCUACAAAGCAGACUAUCUCAAGGAGCUCUUUCGUCGCUAUGGUGAGGUGGAGGACGCCCCCCCAGCCCCUGAGCUCCCUGAUUGGUGCUUUGAUGAUGACAAUGGAGAUGUGGAUGAUGAUGGCAAUAUGAUUGGCCAGGACCCAAGCCCAAGCUCCUCAGCAGCAUCCUCGGGCAAAAAGAAGAAGGAAAGGUUAAAAUUGGGUGCCGUUUUCUUGGAAGGGGUGUCAGUGAAAGGGGUCGUGCAAGUCACUGACCAGCCAAAGCUGGGCGAAAUACAGAGAAAAUGUCAAGAGUAUGCAGAGUGGGACAGAUCUGGUUUUCCAGGAGCCCAGCCAGUCUCCAUGGAUGAACGAAACCUUCAUUUCCUCAAACAGAAUGCGUAUAAAGUCAGCUGGAAGGCUGAUGGAACACGGUACAUGAUGUUGAUAAAGGGAAGGAAUGAGGUCUACAUGAUCGAUCGAGACAACAGCGUCUUUCACAUAGAGAAUCUUGAGUUCCCUUUCCGAAAAGAUCCUCGCAUCCACCUCUCUAACACACUACUUGAUGGGGAGAUGAUUAUAGACAAGGUGAAUGGACAACCAAUCCCUCGGUACCUGAUCUAUGACAUAAUCAAAUUCAUGGACAAUCCUGUUGGCCAAUGCGAUUUCAACACCCGGCUCUUCUGUAUGGAGAAGGAGAUUAUAUUUCCUAGGCAAGAGAAAAUGAAGACAGGACAGAUUGACAAAACCAAGGAACCCUUCAGUGUCCGAAACAAACCCUUUUUCGACAUACAUGCCACAAGAAAGCUUCUGGAGGGGAGCUUCACUGCCCAGGUUAGCCAUGAAACAGAUGGCCUUAUCUUCCAGCCUAUGGGGAGGUACAAGCCCGGUAGAUGUGAUGACAUCCUGAAGUGGAAGCCCCCAAGUCAUAACUCAGUUGACUUUCGUCUGAAAAUCACCAAAGUUGGUGGUGAGGGGCUAUUACCAGAGACCGUGGGUUUACUGUAUGUCGGCAGCUAUGACAGGCCCUUUGCACGGAUGAGGGUGAACAAGGAAUUGAAAAAGUACGACAACAAGAUCAUUGAAUGCACAUUCGUCAACAACAGUUGGGUGUUUAUGAGGCAAAGAGUAGACAAGAGCUUCCCCAACUCCUAUGAAACAGCAAUGGCGGUGUGCAACAGCAUCCAGCACCCCGUCACCAAGGAGAUCCUCCUGGAGCUGGUGGACCGGUGUGCCCAAGCACAGACACGCAAGCACCCCUCUGACCCCGACGCCAAGCUCAUGCCCCCGCCACCACCCAAGAGACCCAACGUGGCGGCGCCGUAGCUCUCUGGUUGGGUGGAGCGAAUAUGGUUGCACUGUGGAGUUUGCCAUAGUUCACUCCACUGUGAGAGAGACUGAUCAAAACCGUUUUGUGUCCAUUCUUCCUUCAGAUGGAUGGACGCUGACAUACCUGACCAUUGUUUCCCAGCCACUAGCUGACUUAAGCUUUUAUGUGAAGGUUCUGAAAUGAAAUGUCAUUUAUUGCAUUCUGAUCCAUGUCAGAGGACAGUCCGCACCCCACCAUACUGCCGUCAUUGGUUGUUCUCAAACAUUUAAUCCGUGUGAUUUUCUGGUUUCAUUUUACUCUUGUUGGUUUGUUCUUGGCAUCUGUCACUAUUUUCCUGAGUGGAGCAGCUGUUAAUACUGAUCCUGAUGUUUAGAUAACGGCAGCAUCAUGGCUUAAGCAACAAGUCUGGCCUCAGUCCUGCUUCUGAUCAUGACAUUGGAGAUUACAGACCUCUGUGUUUGGUUUUUGAGCAGGUGCCAAACUCCAACUUUAUCUCUCAUUCUAAAGGAUUGCAACACAAACUUCACAUGUCUCUUUUAUUUUGAAUGACAGGUGUAUAAUUUUUUUUUUUUUUAAUUACCACCCCCCUCUCAGACCCAUUCCUGGUUUUUGUAUCAGUUAGAUGUUGACUGCCAUCAGUUUACUCCCUAGAAUCUUUGUCUCUUAAGGCUGUUCCACUGGAUUUUGUUUUCCUUUGAACCAUUAAAAUAUCAGGUCAAAAC